CCUUUAAGGUGACGUCACGCGGUUUGUUACAUUGUAUCUUCGCGGAGCGAGAAGACAAACAGGUAGAUUCGGGGAGCGCUGAGCGAGUCGGGGAGACGGGAGAACGAAACAAAGCUUGGACAGACCGAUCGGAGUACCGGGAGCCCCGACUGACAGCUCAGGAUGCCGUCAGAGCGGCCCUUUAAACAUAGGAGGAGCUUUGCCGAGCGAUGCGCCGAGGUCCGUCAGAUCCGUGAGCAGCACCCGAAUAAAAUCCCGGUCAUUAUUGAGCGAUACAAGGGAGAAAAACAGCUUCCUGUGUUGGACAAAACCAAGUUCCUGGUUCCCGAUCACGUGAAUAUGAGCGAACUGGUGAAGAUUAUCAGACGCCGACUUCAGCUGAAUCCAACCCAAGCCUUCUUCCUGCUGGUGAAUCAGCGGAGCAUGGUGAGCGUAUCUGCAGCCAUCUUGGAUAUAUACGAGCAAGAGAAGGACGAAGAUGGCUUCCUAUACAUGGUUUACGCUUCCCAGGAAACCUUUGGCUAAGAGAAAGCCAGCGAGCCUGCUCCACGCACGCUCACACACUCCUACCAACCCCUGCCGUCAUACACGCUCGCUCUGCUAGGCUAAUGCAUA
Molecule: messenger RNA, 615 nt
Organism: Spea bombifrons (plains spadefoot toad)
Lineage: Eukaryota; Metazoa; Chordata; Amphibia; Anura; Pelobatidae
Gene: MAP1LC3A
Product: microtubule associated protein 1 light chain 3 alpha
Exons: 4
Coding region: 163-525 (120 amino acids)
Biological process (GO): autophagy of mitochondrion; macroautophagy; cellular response to nitrogen starvation
Cellular component (GO): cytosol; autophagosome; autophagosome membrane
Molecular function (GO): ubiquitin protein ligase binding
Source: RefSeq, a predicted model, not a curated record